Molecule: messenger RNA, 8813 nt
Organism: Protopterus annectens (West African lungfish)
Lineage: Eukaryota; Metazoa; Chordata; Ceratodontiformes; Protopteridae
Product: collagen alpha-6(VI) chain-like
Exons: 41
Coding region: 114-8141 (2675 amino acids)
Source: RefSeq, a predicted model, not a curated record
AAAGAAUGGUGAUGUGGGAAAUGAACUAGGACAAUAACAGCAAGCACAGCUUAGAAAAAGCCUGGAAUUCCUGCUGCUUUUCAGAAUCAAUGAUAUAAUAUUUUGCUAUCAAAAUGAAGGUAAUAGUGAUCCUAGCCGUUAUCCAGAUGAUGUCGAUGUGUUCUGCUCAGCAAAGAGAUGUACCUGGAUUUGCUGAUGUUGUAUUUUUAGUAGACAACUCUAACAGUAUGAAAGUUAAAAUGUUACUGCAGGUGAAAUCAUUCAUUUAUAAAGUCAUUAACCGCUUGAAUGUGGGAAAGGACAAAUACAGAAUAGGAUUAUCACAGUUCAAUGAUUCUCCACAGAUUCUUUUUAAGUUAAAAGACAAUUCUGAAAAGAGUCAAGUGUUAAAUAGGCUGAAAGCAAAGCUCAUCCCUGCUACUGGGUCACUGAACAUUGGAAGAGCUCUCCAGAAUAUUCUGAGGGAUCAUUUCACUAGUGCUGCUGGAAGUCGAUUGCAUGAUGGUUAUCCACAGGUGUUGGUUGUCGUUUCAUCUGGUAAGUCAGAUGAUGAUGUGACACAAGCUGCUCUAACUGUCAAGCAAUCAGGAAUUAAAAUAAUGUCAAUUGGACUUCAGAAUUCAGUUGAGGAGGAACUGAAAGAUAUUGGAACAUCACAACUUGUUUUCCAAGUGCCUUCUACUGAUCUCCAAAACGUUGUUGAAAACGUUACAGGUGUCAUUCGGAGGUUAUCCUCAGACGUAUCCUGGCCACAACAAACUACCCCAGAAGCCUGCCUGCCUAUCUCAAAAGCAGAUAUUGUAUUCCUACUUGAUGAAUCAGAUUUAAGCAGCAUAGGUUCAUCCAACUUCCGCCACAUCUCUGCAUUUCUUCACAAUAUGGUGCAAUCAUUACCAGUUGGGAAAGACAGAGUGAGGAUUGGCUUGGUGCGGUACAGUGAAGAACCUGCUGUUGAAUUUCUCCUGAACCAGUAUGAUAAUAAGGAUGCAGUCCUGCAGCAUUUAAAAGCACUUCCUUACCACAAAAUUCAAAAGAGCAGAAACACAGGAGAUGCCAUCAACUUCUUGAGUAAACAAAUAUUUAUCCAGGCUACUGGUGGUAGGCAAGCAGAAAGAGUACCACAACUUGCAUUUGUGAUCACAAGUGGAAAAUCACAAGAUACCAUCGAUGCUUCUGGUAAGCUUUGGGAUAAAGGUAUCACUGUUUUCGCAGUGGGACUGAAGAGUGCGACAGAAGAACAUCUGAAAGCAAUUGCAUCACCGCCAUCCCAUCAACACAUCUCAAUUGCUGACUCUUUUGUAGCUCUCGCACCACUUGUGCCAGUUUUCCAGCAGAAGAUCUGUAAAACCAUUCACGACUAUGAACAAGGAGAAACGUAUCCAUUUGAAACCUCGAGUGAACCUGAAAUAACUACCCUCCAAAUCACUACUGAGAUAAUCACUACAGAAGAUAAAACAGCAGUACCAUCAGGAGACUAUCCUAAAGAACCUGUUUCUAGAUUUGGAGAUCUUGUUUUCCUUGUGGAUAGUUCUGAUGCAAUGAAAGAUGUCUUUGGGAAAGUAAAGAACUUCAUUAUUGGAGAAGUUGAAAGACUUAAUGUUGGUCUGGAUCAGUAUCACAUUGGCUUAGCUCAGUACAGCGAUACACUUCUGCCACAUUUUCAUCUCAUGGAUAUUAGUUCAAGAGAGAAAGCCAUAAGCAGAAUAAAAAGUCAGCUUUUCUUUAAAGGUGGAACCAUAAAUACUGACACUGCUCUGCAGACUCUAAAGAAUACUUAUUUCAAAACCACUGCUGGAAGUCGGUACAAAGAAGGAUACGCUCAAAUUCUGGUCCUUUUUACUUCAGAAACAGAAGGGGAUAAAUCAACAAAAGCUGCCUUGUCCCUCAAAGAGCAUGGGGUAACAAUAAUGGCUGUUGGACUACAGCAAUCUGAAAUACACUCUUUGGAAGCCAUAGGAAGCCCAGGACUGAUUUAUUCACUGAAAUCCCCAAGUGAUCUUGACAAUUUUUCUAAGAAUUUUGCUGACAAAAUUCAACAGUUGUCCGAAGAUCCAUAUGCAGUCAUUGAUGAACCUCCUUCAGAUUGUAAGAACAUUACACUUGACAUCGUCUUCCUACUUGAUGAGUCCAGUACCAUAAGUCCUGUGAACUUCCAGCAUGUGUCUGCAUUUCUCUUCAGAACAAUAAAUUCCCUGCAACAAAACAAUGGCAAUGUGUUAACUGGUGUGGUACGGUACAGUAAUAAACCUGAAGUUGUUUUUCAAUUAAACAAAUACAAUAAAACUGAUACUUUGAAACAAAUAAAACAACUUUCAUAUAAGGAAAGAGAAAGAAUAAGAAAUACUGGUCUGGCCAUUGACUUCUUGAAGACACAUAUGUUCACCAAGUCUAGUGGUAGCAGAAGAGACGAAAAAGUGCACCAAGUGGCUGUUGUAAUAACCACUGGAGGAUCUCAAGAUGAUGUCAGUAAUGUCGCUGAAAGUCUUAGACAACACGGCGUUACUGUUUUUGCUGUGGGAGUAGAGAAUGCAAAUGCAACAGAAUUAAAAUUCAUAGCAUCGGCACCUGAAGAUAUCCACACGUCUGUUGUUGAAUCAUUUCUACAGUUGGGAACAUUAGGCCAAGUCAUACCAGACAGAAUCUGUAAAUCCUUCCUUACAUAUGGCACAAAAUCUGCAGAAGACUACCAUACAAAAGAAGGGUGCCUAAUGAGUGAAGCAGCUGACAUCUACUUCUUAAUUGAUGGUUCUGGAAGCAUUUCAAAAGACAACUUUAUAGCAAUAAAACAUUUUCUAAAACAGAUUGUGGAACUGCUUAAUGUAGGCCCAAACUACAUUAGAGUUGCAGCAGUUCAGUUUUCAACCACAUACAGACUGGAGUUUGGUAUUAGCACAUACACCAGUAAAGAAAAGCUGCAGCAAGCCAUUGACAAUAUAGCUCAGAUGGAAAAAAAUACUAAUACUGGCUCGGCACUUAAUUACACCUUACAGUUAAUGAAGAAUCAGACAAUCAGAUUGGAAGCAAGCAGAAUCGUACCUCGCUAUCUCAUAGUUCUUACAGAUGGGGAAUCCCAGGAUGAUGUAAGACAAGCAGCUGACAAUUUAAGGAAAGAAAGAAUCAAUGUUUAUGCAGUAGGAGUGAAGGGUGCAAAUGAAACAGAACUUGGAUACAUUGCUACAGUUCCUCAGCAGACAUUUUAUGUGCACAGCUUUGACCAUUUGGAGUUCAUCAAAAAUAAUCUUACUCAGAAAAUCUGUUUCAAACAAGCUUGCAAAAAGAUGAAGGUGGACGUAAUGUUUCUUGUUGAUGGAUCAGGGAGCAUAGCAGGAGAAGAAUUUCAGCAAAUGAAGACAUUUAUGAAAAAUCUAGUUAAUCAUACUACUGUUGGUGUGGACGAUGUUCAAAUUGGCAUGGUUCAGUUCAGUUAUCGAACAGAGUUACAAUUUAAGUUGAAUAACCAUUCCUUGAAAGAAGAUUUGUAUGAAGGUAUUGACAACAUGACCCAGAUGGGUGGAGGAACCCUCACAGGAGAAGCUUUGAAGAUAACGUAUGAUUAUUUUAAUGCCAGCAAUGGUGGGCGCCGUGGCAUUACUCAGUUGCUGAUAGUUAUCACCGAUGGAGAGGCACAGGAUAAAGUCUUAGAACCUGCUGAACAUUUGAGAAAAGCAGGAAUUAUCAUUUAUGCCGUAGGAGUAGCGAGAGCAAAAACUUCUCAGCUUCUGGAGAUCAGUGGAUCACAAGAUCAAGUUAUUUAUGUUGAAAACUUUGAUGCCCUCCAGAGCAAAGUAGACCAACUAGCAUUUAGCAUCUGUAACCCAGCAGAAGCCUGCAAGAUAUCUGAAGUGGCAGAUGUUGUUUUUGUAAUUGAUAGCUCAGGCAGUAUUAGCCAGAAUGAUUUUGAAAUCAUGAAGGACUUUAUGAACUCUCUGGUGAAUAAAUCCCAUGUUUCUAAGGAUGGGGUGCAAAUUGGAGUUCUCACUUACUCAGAUGAACCCCAUAUUGAAUUUGACCUAAACAAGCACAGCACGCAAUCAAAUGUCACUGAUGCUAUUAAAAAAAUUAAUCUCAGAGGAGGAAACACUUAUACAGCUAAGGCACUUAAGGACUCAAAGAAUAUGUUUUCAGCAAAUCAAGGUGGCCGAAAAGCUCAGGGUGUUCCACAGAUUCUAAUUGUUGUAACUGAUGGAGAGUCACAUGAUAGAGAGAACCUCAAUUCCAGUGCCAAGGAAAUCCGAAAUGAAGGAAUUUCUGUCUAUGCUGUUGGCAUUAAAGGAGCAAAGAAAGAGGAGUUAUUGGAUAUUGGAGGUUCAGAGAAUCAUUAUUUCUAUGUUGACACAUUUGCUAAUUUGACUGAAAUACAGAAAAACAUUACCAACAUAGUUUGUGAGGAAUCACUUCCAGAAUGCAACAUUGAAAAAGCAGACAUAAUUGUCUUGAUGGAUGGAUCUUCAAGUAUAGGUCAUGAUGAUUUUAAGCGCAUGAAAACAUACAUGCAGAAUAUGGCUAAUGAUUUUAAUGUUGGACCUGAUAAUGUUCGUAUUGGCAUGGCUCAGUACAGUGAUAAAUACAAAGAGAUGUUUCAAUUAAAUGAAUUCAAGGACAAAACAAGUAUGAAAUCCAACAUUGAAAAUAUUACUCAGAUUGAAGGUAAUACUCUCAUCGGCAAAGCCCUGGAAAGGGUGAAGUCACUUUUUGACAGUGACAAAGGUGGACGCAAGGCCAGUCUUGUGCCUCAGUUUCUUUUAGUAAUAACAGAUGGGGACUCCCAGGAUGAAGUGCUAAAUGCAGCUAAUGAACUUAGGAAAGACAACAUCAAUAUAUUUUGUUUAGCAGUGGGAAACGUAGAGCCACUUAAACUGGAACAGAUAGCAGGUGAUCCAAGCAGGGUGCUCACAGUUCCAAAUUUUGAAGGUCUGAGUAGAAAAAGAAGGGAAAUUAACAAAAAACUAUGCAACAAAGAGAUUAAAGAGACUGAUUGCACACUGGAUGUUGCUAUAGGAUUCGAUAUUACAAACGAUGGGACUCGAAGCACCACUGAAAAACUAAACUCAUUACGAAAUCAGCUUCCUGAUAUCAUGAAAAAAAUAACAUCUUUGCAAAGCAUCAGCUGCAUUGUUCCACACUCAGCUCUGGUCAGUGUGGCCGUGCCUGCAAUUGGUAUUGAACAAUUUCAAAUUUGUUCUAAAGACCUUGAACAUCAGCUGACUAACCUUCAGAUAAAUAAGGCUACCUCUUUAAAUGAACAGUUUCUAAGGUCUCUUUGGGAACUUUUUAAAACUCGGCAAACUAAAGCAAAGGUUUUACUGAUAUUUACAGAUGGCUUGAAUGAGGACGCACAAAGUCUAAAAAGCAUAUCACAUGAACUUAGACGUGAAGGGCUCUCUGCACUGAUAACUGUUGCCUUGGAGGACAUCUCAGCGGGACCUCAUAUUGGCAACUUAAACUAUCUGGAGUUUGGAAGAGGAUAUGGAUACAAACCACAGCUGAUGAUUAACCAUCAUGACAUAGCAAGUGUUCUACAGUUACAGCUGGAGCGACUUUCUGAAGAGGUAUGCUGUUGCAUCUUCUGCAAAUGCCGAGGGGAGGAAGGAGAAAGAGGAAAAUACGGAAAACCUGGACAAAGGGGAAUUAAAGGUGAUAUUGGAAGCCAUGGCCAUCCAGGUGAAGAAGGACCUCCUGGCAAUAGAGGCAAGAGUGGUCCAGAUGGACCAGAAGGAGUUAAAGGUUGCCUGGGUAAACAAGGCAUGAAGGGAAUAAGAGGAUAUCAAGGAGAAAAGGGAGAAGAUGGAAACCAAGGAAUAGAUGGAAUCUCUGGAGAAGAGGGACAAAGGGGUCUUCCUGGGAUUCCAGGAGUCAGAGGUGAUCGUGGAGACAUAGGCAAACCAGGCCUCAGAGGACUUCCAGGUGAACGAGGGGAAACUGGCCUUCCUGGAGAUCAUGGAGAACCAGGACUAAACAGUGAAGUUAAAGGAAAACCUGGUGAGAGAGGCAAACCAGGCCCAAUGGGUGAUGAUGGAGUAAGGGGUGAAACUGCCCGAGGAGGACCGACAGGAAAUCGCGGUCGAAAGGGGGCUAGAGGACAGAAUGGAGAAAAGGGCAUAAAUGGAGAUAAAGGUCCAGGAGGACCCAUAGGUGAACCUGGUUACAGAGGCGAUCAGGGUGAUAGUGGAAGUAUAGGAGCCAAAGGUGAUCCAGGUGAACAAGGAAUGAAAGGACCUAUGGGUAACUAUGGACCACCUGGUGUCAAAGGAAACACUGGAAAAAAUGGGCAAGUGGGAAAGAAAGGAGCAGCUGGAGAUUCUGGAGAAAAAGGAGAGAUGGGACUUCAUGGAAAUGUUGGUCUAGUGGGUCAAGAUGGCAGAGAUAUGUAUGGGAACCAAGGAUACAAAGGAAGAAAGGGAGAAGCUGGAUUUCCAGGAAGACCUGGAAGAGAGGGUGAAGUAGGAGACACAGGUGAAAAGGGGGAGCCUGGUCCAAAGGGGCGGAGAGGAAGAAGAGGUAAUGCUGGUGCAAAGGGUAUUCCAGGAGACAAGGGAGAAGAUGGACUACCAGGCCAAAGGGGAUCAAAGGGAAAUGCUGCAACCGUUGUAGAUAACAGAUGUGCCUUGAUUUCACUUGUCCAUGAUAAAUGCCCUUGUUGCCAAGGUAACACAUGCCCUAAGUAUCCAACAGAAUUGGUAUUUCUGCUUGACAUGUCCAAUUCGGUUACACCACAGAUGUUUCAAAGCAUGAAGAGUAUCAUGACAUCAUUACUGCAGGAAGUAACUGUAAGUGAAAGCAACUGCCCCUCUGGGGCUCGUGUGGCAGUCCUCUCCUACAACUCCAAAACAAGGUAUCUUAUCCAUUUCAGUGACUUUAGCAAGAAGAGCAAAUUGCAGAACGAAAUUGCAAAUAUAACCUUCCAGAGAUCUGGUUCAGCCAACGUUGGGGCUGCAAUGAGAUUUGUUGCAAGAAAUGUUUUCAAACGAGUUCGUUCAGCUAACUUAUUAAGGAAAAUUCCUAUUAUUUUGACUAGUGGCCAUAGUGAGGAUGACAUUUCCAUCAUGACAGCUGCCUUGGAAUAUAAAGCAUUAAGUAUCACCCCAGUGUUUUUAACUUUCGAUGACAAUCCCAGCCUUAAAAAGGUCUUCAUGCAUGAUGACGUAGAAAGUACUCAGAUUUUCACUAUUUCUGAAAUGACCCUCAAUAGGACUCUACAACAAAUCAAGGACUGCACACUUUGCUAUGAUAUGUGUUUUCCUAAUAAUGAGUGCUCACCAGUCCUUCCAUUCAGUCUUCCUCCACUGCAAGUACCUAUGGAUAUAGCUUUCAUUCUUGACAGUUCAAGAAACAUGGAAAUAAAUGAGUUUCAAGCAGCUAUCAGGUUUCUCAGCGUUAUGCUUGAUCAGUUUGUCAUUUCUUCAAACCCAAGAACCUCAAGUGAUAAAGCCAGAGUAGCUCUGGUUCAUACAUCUCCAGAUUAUAGGCCUGAUGCGACUCUGGCACCAGUGAAAACAGAGUUUGAUUUUGUCAGGUUCAGUAGAAAGUCAGAAAUGUACAACCAUCUCCAAAAAUCUGUCCAUCAUUUGCAAGGUGAAGCUGCUAUUGGCACUGCUGUUGAGUGGACCAUUGAAAAGCUCUUCCCCAAGAUCCAAGUCCCAGCAAAACAUAAGGUUAUAUUUGCAAUAAUUGCAGGGGAAACAAGCUACUCGGACAAGAGGAAGCUGAGUAUUGUCACUCAGAAGGCCAGGUGUCUUGGUUAUGCAUCAUUUGUACUUUCACUUGGACUUAAUAACAAUGACAAUGAAUUAGAAGAACUUGCAAGUGCCCCCCAUGAACAGCAUUUGAUCAGUCUGGGCAGAGUGCAGACAGCAGAACUGGAAUACGCACAGAGGUUUGCUCGGGAAUUUUUACGCCACUUAAAAUAUGAUCUUAAUGCCUAUCCUCCAGCAGGCCUAGAGGAAGAAUGUGCCAGAAUCCGUGAAGAAACCAAUCUUGAGUCAAUUGAAAUUGUAAAGCGGCACAUAAAGUAUGAAAUGGAUAAAGCUGAGAAUUUCACUAAAUCUGAAGAUGCAUAUUUAACGACCAAAAAUGCCAAAGCAGAUCAUAGUGAAUAUAAUGAAAUGCUUCGAGUCAGUGAAACAAGGAAAACUAAUGUCUAAGGAAAAGCUAUAUAACAACCUGUGAUAACCUUCAUCAAACCUAAGAAAAGAGGAAGCCAUUUCAUCUGAAAAGAAAAGCAGGACAACAAUCUGCCAACUGUUGAUACAUGAAGACUUUUUCCUUAUUUGUUUAACUACUGGGGUUGAUGAAAACAGUGUUGAACACUCACAUCUCAGUCAUCAUCUUGCACCUUACAAACAACAGUGAAGCAGGACAGAAAUUCAAUGUUUAUGUUUUCAGAGGAUCCUACAUCUUUUGGCACUGAAUUUUAGAAGAUAGUACCUUGUAGACAAGACAUCUCCUACCUCAUCGUAACUGCUCUCCUGUAACUUUUAAUAAGCACAUGACAUUUGAAUCCCUCUUUCUUAACAAAUAUUUUGCAGCUUAGCCACAGAAUUACCUACAAAGUCACCAGUAAGUAGUUUGGCAACUUUUUGCACUAAGUUGUGACUUGUACAGAACUCACCACCCAUGUUAUGUCAGUAUACUGGAUGCCUUUCUAUAAAUAACCAACUUUAUAACAAAAGAGAUCUUAGUAAAAUGAACUUUCUUCACAUUUACUCAUUUCAGUACAGUGUUUUGAUUUGGGCUCCUUUUGUUCAGUCUGUAUGUUCAGUUUCUUUAUACAUUACACUGUAACACAGUUAUCCAAUAAAGCCUAUGUACAGAAA